AUGACUUCUUCAAUCUCAUUUGCACUUCUCUUAUUUCUCCUUUCACUUAAUCCAACUCCAUUAUUUGCUUCUAACCGCAACAACUACGUUCAAAACGCGUGUAGCGCUACCCACUACCAAAAUCUCUGCCUUAAAACGCUUUCGCCGUUUUCAUCAGUCGCCAAGAACAGUCCAAGCAAAUGGGCACGUGCCGGAGUUUCGGUUGCUAUAUCAGACAACAAAGACAUCCUUAGAUACCUUCUCAUAACGCGGCGUUCGGCGUUAGGGAAACGCGACCGUGUCGCUUUGUCGGAUUGUCGAGAGUUGCUUCAAGACUCUCUUGACAACCUCCACAAGUCCUUAGCCGUACUCCGGACACUUAGAGCCAGCGAGUUUCAGCAGCAAAUGAGUGAUCUCGCCACGUGGCUUAGCUCUGCCCUAACGGAUAAGGACACGUGUCUUGAUGGGUUUGAAAAGACGUCGACGACGAAGUCAUCAACGGUGAGGAUGAUCCGGGAGAGAGUCACGAGGUCUAUGUAUUUGUCAAGCAAUUCACUCGCACUCCUUAACAAGCUAAUGGCUAAUGGUUUGUAA
Messenger RNA from Arabis nemorensis, 573 nucleotides. The record is from the annotation of a GenBank genome assembly. Lineage: Eukaryota; Viridiplantae; Streptophyta; Magnoliopsida; Brassicales; Brassicaceae.